Molecule: messenger RNA, 2102 nt
Organism: Portunus trituberculatus (swimming crab)
Lineage: Eukaryota; Metazoa; Arthropoda; Malacostraca; Decapoda; Portunidae
Product: crustacean calcium-binding protein 23-like
Exons: 5
Coding region: 127-741 (204 amino acids)
Molecular function (GO): calcium ion binding
Source: RefSeq, a predicted model, not a curated record
GUUUAAAGCGGGCUGUGGAAUACGAGCCACCGCCGUCCACGACUCCAUGCUCCCACCCACCACACAUUGCCUGACCGCCGCGCUGCCUAGUCAUCUGCCCCGCCUCCUGCCUUCACUCAUUCCAGCAUGACUCACGAAGAUGAAAUGAAAGAGGCAGCACUCGCAGCCGCCGGUGAGGCAGAGACACCAACAGACAAGCUGCGGUGUCUGUGUCUGAGCCGCGGCUACAACGGUAUCAUGCAGUUUGGAAGGCUUUUCCGAAUAGCUGAUGAUGACGGCAGCCGCACCCUGAACCUAGAGGAGCUGACGGAGGCGCUGCAGAACUUUGGACUCGAGCUGUCUGAGGAGGAGGUCGGAGAAAUCUUCGGCGCCAUGGACGAGGACGGCACAGGCUCCAUCAACUAUGAUGAAUUCCUUGACAAGCUGAGGCCUGAGAUGACAGAGGAUCGCACGGCGGUGGUACUGGAGGCCUUCGCGAAGCUGGACGAGUCUGGGGACGGCAUGGUCACUCUGGAGGAUGUAAAGGGCAAUUACGACGCCUCCAACCACCCGAAGGUCGUGUCCGGUGAGAUGUCUGAGGACGACGUGCUCACCAGGUUCCUCGGACGAUUUGAGGGCAAUACCAAGCAGGACGGUGAGGUAACGAAGGAGGAGUUUCUGGAAUACUACUCUGGCGUCAGUAAAUCUAUAGACGAGGACGAAUACUUUGUGGAGAUGAUGAAGCAAGCAUGGAAGCUGUAAGGUGUGAUGAACUGCUACGGGUCGAGAAGGAGAGAGACAGCUUCAAACACCGCCUCGAACUGCGCACCGCAACUCCUAAAGUAGCAUUUGAACCUCCCACUGCAAGCAACCCGCGCCCUGCAGAUCAAUAAAGACAUGACAGUUAUUGUUGUUGGUGACGCUUCUUGAAAGAAGUAACCCUCAGACGAAUUAAUUUUAUUCGUGACACUAACAAACGGAGUCUUCACGUUACAAGCUUCGGAAUGUUCAGAUGGCGGGAGGCUCGAACACUGCCGUGAAGAGUAUUGGGUGUUGUGUAUCGAUGUCUUGGUUGUCGCUGUUUGUGUUUGAGUUAAGAAAGUCACGAGCAGGGUGAGUCACCCGCCAGCACGGUGAAUGUGAUUGUGGUAUCACCAGCUUUUUGUUUCCUGAUCACCUAUGGCCUUGAACUCUAGUCUAUUAUGCAUGUUAUCCUGUUCACCCACCCCCACCCCGCCUCCCCAAACUCACACACACACACACACACACACACACACACACACACACACACAUUUUCGCAGAUGAUCAAUGUAGCCAAAUUACUGAUACAAUUAUAUCUAUUUAGCAACUUCACUGUUAUUGUCUCUGUAAAGGGAAAGAACAAAAUUGCUCUUGAAUCAAUCUUGCAAGUCUUUUUUUCGUGACUGCCAGCCAGGUUGUUACAUCCAGAAUUGUUGACAGCUCAUCCUAACAUCACGGACAGUCACGGAAAGGCCUUGAUGUAACUACACAGCCUACACUAGUCUCAGCAGAGGCUCGAGUAGGUCAUAUCAAGAUGGAAUAAAAUGAUUGUGGGGAUUAAAGCGAUGAAAAAUCUUUUAAUGAGCCGAAAAUUACUUUAAUCUUUUGUGCAGUGGUAGUGAUUCAGUUGGCGAUAUUGGGAUGGCGAAUACACACACAGAUAAACACACACACACACACACACACACACACACACACACACACACACACACAUGUUUCAGUUCACCUUCUGUGUGUAUGUAAGUGCACUCAAAUAGUAGUAAUGCAAUAUUCAUGUCUCUUCUUGGUAUGAAUGCUCUUCGGAAUUCAGGCGACUGACGCACGAGGAUGAAUCAUUGUGUUCAAUUAUGUUUUAUCACAACUCACACAUUUAUCGUAAUCAAUUACUAUCUAAUAUGAUAUUGUAGUAAAGAUAAUGGUUUCCUGUGAAAAGCUGCAGAUGCGCUAACCGUGACUCUUUUAUUUGUGUGGCUUGGCAUGUUGUUAAAUGAGGAGGAAGGUAAACAUCGUACGACAGAUAAAAGUCAAUGAUGCAAAUUGACGCUUGUGUAAAACUUUUUAGCAUUUAUCUUUUGCUUCACUGAUAAAGUAAAUAAUAUAAA